Prorocentrum cordatum is the source of this 2179-nucleotide messenger RNA. The record is from the annotation of a GenBank genome assembly. Lineage: Eukaryota; Dinophyceae; Prorocentrales; Prorocentraceae.
AGCCGUUUUGGACUCGAGCUGGCUCGGCGGCGGCGCUCCCCUGGCGGCGCGGGCGCCCGCGCGGGGCGGCCGCCGACCCCUCCGCAGGGCGGCGGCGGCCACGCCCUGGGCGAUGCGGAGCCGAGCCAUGAGGGCCCUGUCCCGUCCCGCCCGUCCGGCGCGCGCAGCUCUUGCAGCUGGGAGCCGUGGCGGCGCUGACGCUGGGCGUCUGCGCCUGCGGCGCUCUGGCGCGGGGCCGGGCCAGCGGGUCCGAGGCCUUGGGCUCCGGGGCGGGCGCGUCCCCGCUCGGGGCUGCGCGCAGCCUGGAGGAGUCCGUCGAGCGGCCCUCCACGGUCAUGGCCGCGGUCUACGCCUGCGGCCUCUGCUACAUGUUCCUGGCACUCGCCAUUGUCUGCGACGAGUUCUUCGUGCCUGCUCUGGAGGUCGUCUCCGAGCGUCUGGGCCUCUCGGAUGACAUCGCAGGUGCCACGUUCAUGGCUGCGGGUGGCUCUGCCCCAGAGUUUUUCACCUCUAUGAUCGGAGCAUUGCGACCUCCACCCAGCGACGUGGGGAUCGCGACCAUCGUCGGGUCUGCUGUGUUCAACGUUCUCUUCGUCAUCGGUGCCUGUGGCAUCGCGUCGCCCACGGCGCUGAAGCUCACAGCGUACCCUCUUGCGCGUGACUCGUGUUUCUACAUCGUGCACCUCGGAUUCUUGGUCGCGUUCUUUUACGACGGCCAGAUCCUCUGGUGGGAGGCGCUGAUCCAGUUCUCAUGGUACAUUGUUUACUGCGUGUACAUGAACUUUUCAGGCAGAAUUGAAGAUGCCAUCCGUGACCGGGGGAGCGACAAAGCCGAUUUCGAUGCGAUGGACAAGGACCACGACGGCGUCGUCACCAGGGAGGAGGCUCGGGCGGCCGGCCUGACCGACAACGAGUUCAACGAGCUGGACGUCAACCACGACGGCGGCCUGGAUCUCACGGAGGUGAAGCACUUCCUGCGGCACCGGCGUCAGUUGAAGCAGCUCGCAGCGGCAUCAGGCCAAGGUGAGAAGGUCGAGGAGGAGUCGCCGUUGGAUCUGAGACCACCAUGCAGAGGUCUCGGAGGAGCCGCGGACUUCCAGCCUGUCGCAACCUCGAGCGAAUCGGCCGACUCUGGGGCCGGGUCCUCGAGCUGCAGCGGCCCGGAAGAAGGAGGCGGUGAAGACGUCAAGGCUGAGAAGGAGCCCACGGGCUGCUGCUCGUGCAUCAAGGCAUGGGUAUACUACAUUCUCGCGCUUCCCAUCCUAGUUGUUCUCGUGCUGACAGUGCCAGACGUUCGCAGAAAAGGUUGUUGGAGGUCCCUGUAUGUUAUUACGUUUGUGGUCUCAAUCGUGUGGAUUGCUUUCUUCAGCUACAUCAUGGUCUACUGUGCUGAACAGGUGGGGGCAUGGACAAUGAUCGACACGCGCAUAUUGGCACUGACAUUGAUCGCUUCGGGCACAUCUGUGCCUGACUUGCUAACGUCGGUGAUCGUCACGCUGCAAGGCCACGGGGACAUGGCCAUCUCGUCUUCCAUCGGCUCCAACAUUUUCGACGUUACAGUCGGCCUCCCAGUGCCAUGGCUCAUAUACACUCUUUCCAACGGCCCCGUGGAGGUAGAAAGCCGGCCGACGACCAUGUUCAUUCAGAUAGGGUCUUUGAUUGGUAUGCUUGGAUUCACGGUCGGAAGCAUCAUGCUGUGCGGCUGGGAGUUGGGCAAACCGCUUGGAGUUAUGAUGUUGGUCCUCUAUGUCGCAUUCAUGACAGGCGUCAUUUACCAGAUCAUGCAGGAAUGAGCUUGGGAGCCGGCGAAUAUUCAAAAAGGACAGUUUCCAACCAACGCCACAACUAGCAAUUGUCUCGCAAUUGUUGAAUGCAGGAGCACAUGUGAACAAUCUUCGCUCAGCACGUCUCUGAUGUAAUGUUAUGUUGUUAGGGGCAGUGAUUGCAUGGACUGAGCGCGCUAAUGCCGCGCCCACUCAACCUCUCUGCUCUUGAUCGUCCUUCUUCCUUCCUCCUGCAUGGCUGUUGAGAUCCCCCAGCGGAGCUGGCGGGUUGCCCUCGCCCAGACGUCCGACCCCAUGGUUUCGUCCAUCGGGCCCGCAAAACGGGGGUCGCGGCGGACGCCCGCGGGGAAACUGGCACCCAAACCUCCCAAUCGACGAGUGCUCCCGGGUACGGG